AUGAAAUUUCUAGAAGAUUCCUGCCUUUGCCAGACGACAGCGCGAGUUGCUUUAGUAGAUCCCGAAUUGUCCGAUCAGUAAUCGUUACCAGUGAAUAGGCUAAUUUUAAGCUUAUAAAAAGCCGGCGACUAGAAUUAUUAAUUAAUUUACUGUUUUUUCCUUGUUCAAAUACCUCAUUAGAAGAAAAAGAUGUACCGUUUACCAGCAACAUUGAGAACCACCGCUUUAGUUAAAGCUAACAGAUUGAAUAAUGUGCAGAGGUGGUAUGCUAAAGAUGUUAGGUUUGGUGCUGAAGUUAGAGCCCUUAUGCUGCAAGGUGUAGAUGUAUUAGCCGAUGCUGUGGCCAUCACUAUGGGUCCAAAGGGUCGAAAUGUAAUCAUUGAACAGUCAUGGGGCUCGCCAAAAAUAACUAAAGAUGGCGUUACUGUCGCUAAAGGUGUAGAACUCAAAGACAAAAUUCAAAAUAUUGGUGCUAGGUUAGUACAAGAUGUUGCCAACAACACAAAUGAAAAAGCUGGUGAUGGUACCACCACAGCUACAGUUUUAGCUAGGUCAAUUGCGAAGGAUGGUUUUGAUAAUAUUGGCAAAGGUGCCAAUCCUGUAGAGGUUAGAAAAGGAAUUAUGAUGGCUGUUGAGAAAAUCACCGAAACUCUUAAAACUUUAUCAAGACCUGUCACAACACCUGAAGAAAUUUGUCAAGUAGCCACAAUUUCUGCUAAUGGUGAUAAUGCCAUUGGUUCCCUUAUUUCUGAUGCUAUGAAGAGAGUUGGAAAAGAAGGAGUUAUUACUGUUAAAGAUGGUAAGACCCUUAACGAUGAAUUGGAAGUUAUUGAGGGUAUGAAGUUUGACCGUGGAUACAUUUCUCCCUACUUCGUCAAUACAUCUAAAGGAGCCAAAGUUGAAUAUCAGGAUGCUCUAUUACUUUUGAGUGAAAAGAAAAUUUCUUCAGUUCAAAGCAUUGUUCCUGCUUUGGAGUUGGCCAAUGCUCAACGAAAACCAUUGAUUAUUAUUGCGGAAGAUGUUGAUGGUGAAGCAUUAACCACAUUGGUAGUAAAUAGGUUGAGAAUUGGAUUGCAAGUAGCAGCUGUAAAAGCCCCAGGUUUUGGAGACAACCGUAAAUCCACUCUGCAAGAUAUGGCCAUUGCUACAGGUGGAAUUGUUUUUGGGGAUGAAGCCAAUGUAGUCAAAAUUGAAGACAUUCAGCUGGCAGACUUGGGCCAAGUUGGAGAAAUUGUAAUUACCAAAGAUGACACUUUACUCCUCAAGGGAAAAGGCAAGAAGGAUGAUAUUGACAGGCGCGCUGAUGCAAUCAGAGACCAAAUUCAGGAAACUACUUCUGAAUAUGAGAAAGAAAAACUGCAAGAAAGGUUAGCUCGUUUGGCAUCUGGUGUUGCUGUUUUGAAAGUUGGGGGCAGCAGCGAAGUUGAAGUAAAUGAGAAGAAGGACCGUGUUACAGAUGCCUUGAAUGCUACAAGAGCAGCUGUUGAGGAAGGUAUUGUACCUGGAGGCGGUACUGCCUUGUUGAGAUGUGCUAAGAGCUUGGAUUCUUUGAAAACUGCCAACAGCGAUCAAGCUAAUGGUAUUUUCAUUGUUAAACGUGCUUUGAGGGUACCUUGCAUGACCAUUGCUAAGAACGCAGGUAUGGAUGCAACCCAGAUAGUAGUUGAAGUAGAACAGAAAGGCGGAGACAUUGGUUAUGACGCUCUCAACAAUGAAUAUGUUAACAUGUUCGAGAGAGGAAUCAUCGAUCCUACCAAAGUUGUAAGAACAGCCAUUACUGAUGCUUCCGGAGUAGCAUCCCUCCUGACCACAGCUGAGGCAGUCAUAACGGAAAUUCCAAAAGAAGAGCCAGCAAUGCCUGCGGGUAUGGGAGGAGGAAUGGGAGGUAUGGGUGGUAUGGGAGGAAUGAUGUAAUGACUGAAUCCUUCCACUACUAAGUUCAUCUCAUUUUUUCCUCAUCGAAUAAUACAUUAGUUUACGUACAACAGAGUAUGUAUGAGUGUGUGUGCAUCCUCCUAAUGACUGAGGCAUUGACCGAUAGUUUCCAUUACAUUUCGGUCAUAAAUGGGAGCUUAUAUUAAGUUCUAUAUUCGUGGUAGCAUUUUUCUCACUUGAUCACGAAUAUGUAUGUAUGAAUGUUAUGACUCUUCAAUUUGGUAUUUUUUCAUUACCAUAAGGAGUUCAGUUCUCGGCCAAUUGGUUUUCUUGAUCUGAGAAUAUUUUUGUAAUAGAUCAAAGCUGCAUUUUUUUAAUGUUUGUAAAAUUGAUUGUAGAGAUUGUUAAUAUAUUGUUAUUUUUUA
This is a messenger RNA of Harmonia axyridis, 2300 nucleotides long. It is a transcript of the gene Hsp60A, whose product is annotated as heat shock protein 60A. Gene Ontology annotation, biological process: mitochondrial unfolded protein response; apoptotic mitochondrial changes; protein import into mitochondrial intermembrane space. Gene Ontology annotation, cellular component: mitochondrial matrix; mitochondrial inner membrane. Lineage: Eukaryota; Metazoa; Arthropoda; Insecta; Coleoptera; Coccinellidae. The transcript has 8 exons. Gene Ontology annotation, molecular function: ATP binding; ATP-dependent protein folding chaperone; protein-folding chaperone binding. The record is from RefSeq and is a predicted model, not a curated record. Bases 190 to 1914 code for a protein of 574 amino acids.